CAAUUUCUUCAUUGUCAACAAAAACAAGACUUUCGUUUUUCGUUUUUAUUUAUUCGUGACGUUUACAGUGUAAAGAAAAUUAGUGUUUUUAUUCUGCUAAAUCGAUGUAGAUUGUUAAUAAUACACAUUUCAGUUAUGUUUUGUUUGCAUCAUAUGAUUUUUUGAGUAGUUUGUUCAUUAAACGAUGGACGAUUACGCCUUGGAUCCAUACGAACAGCAGUUACUGAAAGUCUUCAACAGCCACGAUCGUGACAGUUGCGGCAGUCUAGAUUUAGAAGGUCUAACACAACUCUGCCUAACGCUUCAACUCGAAGAACACGGCGUCGAUCUAGUCAAAUGCCUUCUAAAUGACAAGAUAUCUCGAGUUAAUUUCACUGAAUUCAAAGAUGCUCUCUUGGCUCUAUUAGGAAACAUGCAAAAUAAUAAAACUACGAAAAAUGAGGAACUGAAUGAAGAAAAAUCCUCGCCCGACAGGGAAGUCUCGCCAAAAUUCGUUUACGGGUCUAAAAAGUACGGUAGAAGAUCAAGACCUAGGAAUGACGAUAUUAACAAUAUUAACGCAGACAAUGCUAAUAAAAAUCAAAACAAUGUAUCCGUUCAGAGAUCCAAUUCGAAUACAGAAGUAUCUUCUAAGAAGAGAAAAACCAAUUAUAGACUUCAACGCUGCAUUUCCUUGCCGACCAAUAAUGACUUACAUAUAACCAACCCCGAUAAUAAAAUCUCCAACGAAUCAGAACUAGUUUGUACGGAAGAAAUGCUUCGCGAAGCUUGGAAAAAGCUGGGUGUAGGGGAAGACGGUUUCUUAAACCAAACUGAGUUGAUUUUAGUUUGUGACGCUAUAGGUCUACAUAAACUAGCUGACGGAGUGAUAAGACAGCUAUCUGAUAAACUAACGUUAAACCACGAUCAUAAAAUCAGUUUUCAAGAGCUAUUAACCAUUCUGCAACAAGAUGAUACGUGGUUCGAGGUACUAAACCAGCCGUUACCUGCUAACGAUGAGACCAUCAUUCAAACUACAAACGAAGGUCUCUUUCCCGACUCACGUACUUUUCAUUUGGUGACUUUAGGUCCCGACGGGAACGGAAUGAUCAAUACGGACAGUCUUAUCGAAAUGUGGGAAGGAGUUGGAUUACAUUCGCCCAAAGAAUUGUUGCACGAAUUGGGAUUUAAUUGUAGAAGGAUUAAUAUUUUGGAUUUGGGAGAUGUUUUGGAUAAGCAGAUCAAGGGGAUUACCGAGGCGACUAGGAGCGAAUUUCAGAGUCCUCAUGUUGCUCUAUUGCAGGCCAGUUUGACCCUCUAUCAAUCCGAGAUAAAAACUUUCAAAAAUCUUCUGGAGCAAAUGCACGCUGAGCGUGAAAAACUAAAAUGCCACGUAACCGAUGCCAACAACAGAGCGACCCUUCUGGCACAAGAAGUCGAUGACAACCAUUCCAGAAUGGAGCAAAACACCCUGAACCAAGUCAAACUUCUAGAACAGAGACACUCAGAUAUUCUAAAAGAGAUAACCGGCCAAUUUACCAAAGACAAAGACCAACUUACCAGCAUGAAUCAAAUCCUCGAAGAAAAAAUAACGUCGCUAGAACAGGAAGUCAAUAAACUUAAGAACGAUCUUUUGGUCGCGCAGAAAUACUCUCUGAACGUCGAAAAGGAGAACCAGAAUCUCUCACUUAAAAUUGCGGAAUUAGAGCGAGACAAAAACUUUUUGAGCGGCCAGAUAGAUAGUUUGGAAAAUGAAAAACAAAAGACCUGCGAAAUCGAACUGGAGGAAACUAAAAUGUUGAUGACCAAAUUGGCGACGUUGCAAAUGGAGAAUGCUCAGUUGAAGGAUAAGAACGAUGAGAUGGUGUCAGAAAUUGAGAGCUUGUCCACUCAGGUAGCGAGUAUGCGAAUGAAAGUGUCUAGUACUCCGACGAACGUCAACACCUUGGACCAAUCGAUGGAAGAGAACAUUUCAAUAAUAUGCGAAGGUGUCGGUCUUGGUGCGAAGCGUAGGAGUGACUACUCGCCUUCUAAGGAGAAUCACUUGUUUGGUAUCGUAGAUAAGAGUCCUAGAUUAGGGAAAAUACGAAAAUUCACCACCAAACGUGAAAACCUCGAAGUUCCUUUCACGUCCAGCGAAAGCGGGUUCGAUACCGAAGUCGAUUGUCUAGAUUCAUCAUCUUCGGCGUCUACCAACGAAAAUGAAGAUGUUACUCGGUUGCAAUCCAAAGUAGCGUUCCUGGAACAGAUUUUGAAACAAAACGGUAUCCCCGUACCAUCCAGUGGCUUUGAGGGCUUGGGAACGAACUGGAGUACGAACCCCGACUACCUAAGCACCAGAGUCCAAGAUUUAGAAAAACUCAUCAGGGACGUAAAAGAAACGAUGAAAAUGCUGAUAGAAAACGACAACGUGAACUGUGAUAAUCUAAAAAUGGUUAGUGAAAAAUUGGAACAGACUUUUCUCGGAAACAAAGGGAAUUCCCCCUUCGAAUUCGAAUUUUCCGAUAAAGCUUCCGCCUCAACCAGCUCCCAAACCGACUUCGUUAACGAAUUCGAAGAAAGAGUUAAUAAAUUAGAAAACGAAAAUAAAGAUUUGUGCGUCAAGUGCACCGAAUUAGAAAAUUGCGUGGAAUUGUUGAGGAACGAAUACGAAAAAUGCGAAGACUACUGGCAGAACAAGGUCGACGAGGAACGUCAAAUGUACGAAGCCGAACAGAAGAUAAACAGCGACAAACUAACAGAACUUAUACUAAAAAUGCAGGAAUAUGAAGACCAGUACGCUGAUAAAGACAUGGUUGAUAAUAGACUACCUACUAUUGAAGAAACUUAUAAUUUAGAAAAGCAAUUCACCGAUCUGGAAGAGGAAUUCGAAAUGUACAAGGAAGAGAGUGAAAUCACGUUGUUUCAAAAGGACGAAGAAAUACGUAUACUCAAAGAAAAAUUGACGGAAUUGGCGUUGAAGCAGCAACACGAUGCAUCUAUACAAGUCGAAACUGACACAGAAGAAGAAAGGAUAAUCAGAAAGAUGCAAAACUUAUCCAGUUACAUAGUAGAAAAUACCAGUCGAUACCCCGUUGAAAUGGUCUCAACUGUACCGCAAAUUACGCUGAAUACAUCUCAAAACAAUCUAGAAUACGUAAACCAAUCGUUAGUGUGGAACCAACAAAUCAGAAACGACGAUUUUGAGAAUUCAAAAUCGCUUCCUGUUAACUUCAAUUUGUACAAUUCAAGAACGGAUUCUACCGCUCCGUCCACCUCUUGUAGCACGACCAGUUUGGACCAACAUUCCAUCCCGGGCACACCUUGUAGGCCGAAAAGGACGAAGAAGUAUAACAAGAACAUAUACAAGAAGAACAGUCAGGAUAGUUGUAAUAAACAUCACGAUACUGAUUCGCGAUCGGAGAAUAAUAGUGUCCAAAGCGUGAGCGCGAACUGCGGAGCAGAACAGAAGGUCAUUUUGCCACUGAGGUCAUUCCACAAUUUAAACGCCAGGAGGAACUUUUUGGAGCAGAGGGUGCGGCAUUUACAGAUUUGUCUUCAACAGCAGAAGUUUUGUAACGAGCAGACGCUUCAACGUUUUUGGCAUCAGUUUAAUGGCGAACGCGUCGAUCUCCACACCAAACUAAAAUAUCUACAAGAGAAGCUUGACCAACAGGUCCGCAUUAGCAGAGAACAAUUAGACAAAUUGGAAAAGACUGAUAUGUUGGUUAAGGACCUUUACGUUGAAAACUCUUACCUCAUCGCCAGUGUACAAAGGCUGGAGCAGAGGUGUCACAUCCUGACGCAAUGUAAUAACUCUAGUUCGGUUUAAAAAUUGGUGCAUUACAAGUUCCAAUGAGGUUUGUUUGUUCUAGUAAAAUGUUUUCUUUUUUAUAAAAAGAAUAUAGCGGUUUUUAAAGGUAAUUUACUAAGCAGUUGUGCUCGGUGCUGCUAUUAAAAUGUUUACAUUUGAUCCAUAUCUUACAUUUCGUCUUUAUAAUCGAAACACUUCUAAAAUUUAAAAUUGUUGUUCCAAAUUUGACUACUCUAAUUAUUUAUGAUUUAAUUUCGAUUUUAUACAUCAAUUUGCGGCUCGAAGGAUCAUGUGUUUCAUUUUUUACAAGAAACAACUUUUAAAAGAUAUUUAUACUAGCAGUUCUGAUGUUAGGCGUGUGAUAUUGCCAAUUUCUUCGGUGGCCAUUUUUUUCUUCAUUUUUAUGAUUCUGAUUAAUAUUAAGUAAGGUUUUUUUUUUUUAUUUGAACAACAAAAGUGAUAUUUUCUCGCUUGGUAAAGCCGUUUUUCGCCAAUUGACUAACAAGCUUUUUUACAAAAAUUAUAAAUACAUUUUUACAUGUGAAUAUUUUGAUCUAUUUGUAAUGCACUUACUUGUUGGUAAAAAAAAGUAGGAAGAGUACAAAAUUUGUUUCUAUUUAACUUAAAAAUUAGGUCUUAUAUAUUUUAUGUACAUAUUCUAGUACUAGUAGAUAGUAUAUUAUUUUCCAGUAUAUUUUUAACUGCAGGUACAACAAUGGUGUAUUUUCAACUAACUCUCGUUUUUGUGUGAGUGGAUCUGUUUAGUUUUUACAAGGAUGCGUUUAGACCAGGUUGAUGCAUUCACAAAAUAAGGAAUUUCUGAUGUCUUCUUUCAAAUAAUAUAUUUUGUACUGUCUCUGCAAUGUCUAAACGUAUUAAUUUGUAUCUGACAAUAUAUGCGAUGUUAAAAAUAAGUGUUCCAACUAAAAGUUAUAUGUAUUCCACAGAAGACAAAUAAAUCGGCCGAUAAUUUUAUAGACUUAUUACAGCCGGUUGCAAGAACGUUCAUUAAAAUGUAUAGACUUGAUAAUCGUUAGGGAUUGAAAAUAUUUUUUGUCUGAAUGACUAAUCAGGUUCUUAAUUUUAAUGGACUCUUCAGAACUGGAUGCUAAUAUUUAACCUUUAACUAUUUUUUGUGGUAAUAAUUCAGUUUAAAUAUGCUUUCUAGAAGUGACCAUAAUACAUAUUUUGAUGUUAUCUUGCUCAGGUCAGUAGAUAUUAAAACAGUUUAUUUUUUUUUUCUUAAGGAUAAUUUUUGGUAGGAACACUUCGUAUUUCGUCGAGGUUUGUUUUAAGAAUAUUAAUGUUAAGUUUUGUUAAAGGUUUUAUUGCAUAUCAAGAGGCAAUUCUUAUAAUUUCGGUUUAAAAGAUGUCUUAAAGCCAAAAAUUGUUUUCCAUUCGUUUAUUAUAAUCUGGAUAGUUGUUUUACUUUUUAUUUUUUAAAACUAGUUAAAUUAUAAUAAUUUUUGGAUUGAUUUUAAUUUCAGAACAUUCUAUAUAUCAACACAGGGUAAUAUGUAAGGUUAUUUUAUUUUUCACUUAAGGUGGUUUUCUAAUAAUGAGUACCAAAAAUUUUGCAUAAGUCUGACGAUGUUUUACAAAAAUAAAGAGAAUUUUGAGUUAUAGCCCAAGCAGUGAAUGGUUUAGAACAGGGGUUACUUAUGAAAAAUUAGAAUAAAGAUACAAAUUGGUAUGUUGGUCCAAUACAGUGUCUUCCUGAUGGCAUUAUACCUGAAUAAAUACACUUUACAAUAGUUUUUGUUCGAAUCGAUAGCUUUUAUCUUGCAAUUUUAAUUUUCUAGCAUUUUCUGAGUACUAAAAUGUUUUCCAUCUGACCUUUGUAUAGAAAUAUAUUUAUAAUUUUUUUCUUGCUAUUUAAAUCUUAGUGCAGUGAUUUAUUAAAUUCUACAUUUUCUUUAGAUUUUGAAUUUUUUCUCUUUAUAAUUAAUUCUUUAUUAGGACUAUUUAACUGAAACAUUUAUUAGGAAUUUUGUUUGCGAUCAUGCAUCGGUAAGAUAAAGUUGAAAUUAAAGUUAAAUUAAUAAACUAAAAAAAAAUGUACUGGCAUAAACCAUACAUAUAUAAGAUGAAGGUAAGGUAGAGAAUAGUAAAUACUCAGAUUACUAAGUAUUCACGUGUAACAAAAAAAGAGAAAAACAAACUGAAAAUUUUAAUACAUAAAAUAAAGGGAAUUGAGACACAUAUUUAGUUAUUUAAUGAUGCUCCCAAAAUAGGAAGGGGUUGAUAAACUUACAAGCUAAGACUUAAUACUAAAUUUUUUUUAGAAAACACUUGAAAUUUUGACUGUAGCCCUUAAAGACUAAAGAUUUACAACUUAAACCAGGUAGAUUUACUACUUUAGUUUUUAAGUGCUUGUUUAAAAAAAUUUUGAUUAAAAUGAAAAAUGGAUUUUAAAUUUAAAUCUGCACUCUUAUACCAUACACAUGUCAUAAUCAGGGAAAGAUAAGAUAAAGGUAAAUAAAUGUAGGUAAGGUAAACCAGAAAGAAUGAUCAUUGAACUAUAUUUGCAUAUAUCAUAACUAAGUAACGGUGAACAUUUCAAAUCAAAGGUAAAUAUCUUGAUAUUCAAAAAACAUAGUACAUCAUGUACUAAAGGUACAAAUAAUAUUAUUAAACGAUAAAUAGCACAUUCACUUAACUAGGGAAUAAAGAUAUAUAAUAAUAUUAUAGAAGAUAAAUUAUGAAAAUCAAGAUAAAUAAUGUACACACAUUAGUGAGUACAGAUAAGGUAUACGAAAUAUGUUCGUAAUGCUGUCACUUUUCUCAGUGUAAAUCAGCAAAGUAGAAAAGUUAGGUAAAAAAAAUAUAGUAAUGCAAGUUAUCUGUUAACCUAAAGUUAACCCAAAUAUAAAAUUUUGCAAUACUCAACUAAAUUAUUUUCAAUAUAAAGUGAAAACAGAGGUAUCUAAUAAUAUUGCUAAAAGCAUAAAUUCUCAAGUUAUAAUUGAAAAAAGAAUAAAGAUAUACAAACUUUUACUACUUGUAUUAAAAUAAAAUUUAAAGUUGGUUCGGAAUCAGUUAGCUAUGCAAUAGUGAGGUACUUAACCAUAUAAAGAAAAACACGAAAUGCUAGAUAAUAUAGUUCAAAGUCAACUUAGGUAUUUUAAGAUUGAAUUUAAGGAAAAGGUAAACAAAUUAAAAUAUUACUCAAGUUCAAUAACAAUAUAUAGAUUUACUACCAAUCAAGAGAAAAAAUUCCUAAUAAAUGUUUCAGUUAAAUAGUCAUAAUAAAGAAUUAAUUAUAAAGGAAAGAAAUUCAAAAUCUAAAGAAAAUGUAAAAUUUAAUUUACUAAAUUUAAUAAAAAGUAGGUAAAGACAUUGAAUAAAUCACUGCAGUAAGAUUGAAAUAGCAAGAAAAAAUUAUAAAUAUAUUUCUAUACAUUUUUUUUUUUUCAAAUUUAAGAUGAUUUAUUCAAUAGCACUUAUCUUUUGUUAAAAGGAGGUAAUAUAAGGAAUGUUUUAUCGCAUGGUAUAUCCUCAGGCAACUUCUUCAAAGGGAUUCGGGAUCCUUAUUCGUAAUUCUGCAACGUGAAUGAUCUCGUGAUAUUUGGUAUUCUAACUUAAACUCGAAACUGUCUAGAUCUUCUAGAGAUGAAUUAAACCACGGCCUUCAGAUUGUACCAAAACCAAAACAAACUUCUAGGUAUAAAAACCAUAAAACAUCUUGAUAGGAAUUCAAACCCGUCUAGAUAUAAUCGGUUUUCAAAGAAAAUUAUAAAUGUAGCAAAACGGGUAACUUUGAUUAAAAUUACAAAACAUAAAGUGUAUUUAUUCCGGCAUAACGCAGUUUUUAAAUACUGCCAUCUGUUCGGUCCAUGGCUCUCGCGAAAUGAAAGCAGUGCAAACCAAGGGGGCGUGGCUUUCAACGACAAGACAUACCUCUUUUCAGGACGCUCUAGAGUGGCUUAUCAAAACUUAACAAAGCACUACAGUCUUCUGUCUUACACCAUCCCAAAAGUGUUCCACCACCUUGUACCUACAAGUAAUAGUUUUGUCAGAAUUAUCUUUUAAUUCGUUAAAACACUUGUCUAAUUAGUUAAAAUACAUCUAGUCAUUUUUAGUAUUCACUUGCCUUGAAAAUCGUCUUGUAGGGUCAUGGCACUACUUAUGGCCACCUCUUGCUUUAAUAAAAAUAAAGGUUUAGCAACAAUAUAAACAAAAAUGGUGGUUAGAGGAGGUAAAUGAGCAUGUGGUUACAUCAUUGGGCAGGUUUGCAACUACAGUCUGUUCGCUAUACUUACGCGGGUUUCGGAUUAAAAAUUUUAUGAGUAUUUCCAGGUAAGUACCCGAAAGUUUGACCUGUUCUUUGGGGAAAUAUCAACUGGUUAAAUGAAAUGAAAAAGAAUGUACAACUUUUUAAUUAAAUAAUAAUGGAGAAUCUUUUGUAUAAUUGAGAGCAGAAUUAAACUUCUUCAUUAAUGGAGUCUAAUGUGGCUAUUAUAAACCUAAUAAAUUUUAUAUUACACUUCAUACAGAAAAUAUGGUCUAUAUAUAAUAAGAGGGUUAUUUAUAUCAAAUAAAAUAUUUUCUAAUAAAAAAAUUGAACUUGCCAACAAAAAUGAAAAUCAGUCAUUAUCAUCUAAAAUAUCAUAAUCGUCAUCAUCAUCACUGUCAUCACCAUUAAUUAUUAUUAUGAUUGGACUUAUUUCGUUUAUUUUAUUUUCACGAGUCCACCAAUCUUCUAUUAGUUUCUCGCACUUGGAUAUACAGUUCCGCCACACAUCUGGAGUUGCAAUUGAAAGUGCUUUUCGCCAAGUUUCCCGAACUGCGUCGUCACUAUAACCAUUAGGCCCAAUAUGGUUGUCAUAAUAUUGUUUUGCUAUUCCCCAUAUAUAUUCGAUGGGAUUAAACUGGCAAUGAUACGGUGGCAGACGUAAAACUUGAUGACCGUAACUUUCAAUAAUCUGAUCCACAACAAAGGUUUUUGGUUUUGCGUGUAUAUUUGCCAAGCGUAAUAAUUCUGAUUUUAAUAUAUAUUGAGGAAAUGGUAUAUGUUCCUUUGUCAACCAUUCUUUAAUUUUAUCAACUGUCCAAGAAUUUUGUUUAAUACUUCAGAAUGGUAAGGUGCAUUGUCUAAAAUAAUUACGCUGGGCUCACUUAAACCUGGGAGAAGUUUUUCAUGCAACCAUCUUACAAACAUUUCUGUGUUCAUAUUAUCGUGAUAGUCACUGGAUAUUGAUUUAGAUGAAAAUAUUAAAUCAGCACCUUCUAUAAAACCCGAUUUCCCUCCUGCAUGUAAAAUUAUGUGUCGCUUCCCUUCUCCAUCGGUAUGUUUGAUGGACUUUACGUUAUCAUCUUGCCAUAUUCUCUUGGUUGCACCCCUAGAAAAUAUCCAUGUUUCGUCUAAAUAUAUAAAAUUCGCCCCUUCUUCUUUAAAUUUAGAAUAUUUUCUUAGAAAGUUAAUUCUCUUGUGCACGACAGAACUGCUUUCACAAAGGGCCUUUCUGUUAUCCUCCUUUUGAAAUUUGAAACCCAAGUUAUAUAUCACUUGCCAUAGACUUGUUCUGCCAAUGUCGUCAAAUUUUAUAUCUAUUAAUUCCGAGAGAAUUGUAUUUAAGGUCACAUGUUCCUUGUUGGCCCUCAUUCGAUAAAUGGUAUCACGAAUUUCAAAUUUCUUUCUAUCUGGAAUAUCUUCAGUUUUCAAUGAUGGCCGAGUUUUGCGAUGAUCUUUCGGCAGUUCACUAUUGUGAUUUUGUAAUACUCCUUUUAAUUUGGUUUCACUAAUUCCUAGAGCAUCGCAUACGCGUUGUUGAACAGACAUUACCGAUUUUAAAGGACCGUCAUUUUCUUUUUCAUCCGUAAAAUACUUAGGUACACUAAAAAUUAAAAUAUCUACAUCCAACACACGUCUAGGCAUUUUUAAAAUUUCCAUUAAAUUUACAAUAUACAUACAAUGUCAACACUUGCAAAGAAUCAAUUCAACUGCAAUAUUUGUAACAAAUUUAGUACCUACCCUAAUGUUAUUUUAAUUUAAAUCUGACCAUUAGGGCAAUUUUACCUAUUUUCUUGGGAUGAGACUUAUCGGAACUGGUUGUCAAUGACUAAUUUGCAUAAUUUUGUUAAUCCGAAAUCUGCAUAAGUAUAGCGAACAUACUGUAAUAAACCAAGUCCAUUGGUAAUCAGUAAAAUAGAUAGUUAGCAUGGGUAAUACAUGCAAGCAUUACUUUUAGUUUUGCCUAAGAAUUUAUUUGCAAACAACAAAAAUCAGAUCUAUUAAGUAUAUUUUUGAAAAUUUGCAAUUCCAUAGGUAAGUAGAUGUUAAUACCCAUGUAUUUUGUUUUCGACAUCAUAUAUAGUUUUUUAAAUAAAAAUAAAUAUCAGGAUGGCCAUUAGUAAUGACUAAAAAUUAACAAUUCGUGAGUUAUAGUCACAUGGGUGGCCAAAAGUAAAAUCUUGUAUUUGAUUUAUGGCCACUGCAGUUAUUGUGUGGGUUGAGGGGUAGAUAGCAAUUGAGUUUUAUAGCUAAUAAAUAAGAUGAAAUGUCACUGACAUCUGAC
Messenger RNA from Psylliodes chrysocephalus, 10290 nucleotides. NCBI's taxonomy places the organism in Eukaryota, Metazoa, Arthropoda, Insecta, Coleoptera, Chrysomelidae. The record is from the annotation of a GenBank genome assembly.